Molecule: messenger RNA, 4503 nt
Organism: Durusdinium trenchii
Lineage: Eukaryota; Dinophyceae; Suessiales; Symbiodiniaceae
Source: the annotation of a GenBank genome assembly
AUGGCAACUCGUCGGGGUCAAGACUCUACUGCAGACCCUGAUGAUGCGGUGGAGGAUCCGGAAGAGGAUCCGGAUGACCCAGUGGACAUGGUUGCGUUCAACGCAUGGUUGGACUCCAGAACGGCGGAGGUGAGCCCCAAGAGUUCUGAGGUGUUUACCCUUCACUGCUCAGGCGAGCGGCUUGCACAAAUCCGCGCUCUGAUUGCUGAGAAGAAGCAGCAGCUUCAGCAGAAGGGAGAGCUUGAGAAGUCACGUCCUGAGGUUCUCACUCGGCGGGAUCAGCUGAGAAUGAAAGAGAAGCUGGCAGAUGAAAAGAAAAUCAAAGCUGUGGAGAAGAAGCUCGAUGGUGCGACUGAACAUGAUGAUGAUGAAGAAAAGGGGGGUGACGUUGCUGCCCCCAAAGCCAAGGCAAAAGGGAAGGCCAAGGCCAAAGUGGAAAAGAAUGCUCAGGGGUCAAAGAAGCGUGCAAAGAAUGAUGAUGAUGAGGCACCUAGCACCCCGAAGAAGAAGCUCUUCCAGUCUGACGACGAGGAUGGAAAUCAGGACCUCAAAAGUGAGAGUCCGACUCUCUACCUCGACCCCAUGACUGGAGAGGCAAAAACCUUGGACCAGAUCUUGGAGGGCUAUGUUCCCAAAAAGCAUGAAAAGUCCAAGCCCCAACCUUCAAGGAAGAAGAAUGCUCAAAUUGAGGAAGAGAUGGCAAAGGCCUCAAAGGAGGUCAAGGCCAUGAAGCCGGAUGCGAAAGUGAUGCCAGAACAGGCCAUGAAGUCCAGGUCCAAAUUGAAUGCGGCGCAGAAGCCCAAGGCCAAGGCAAAGGCAAAGGGAACAAACAAAAGAAAGGCGGCUGAGGAAGAUGAGCCUGAAGCUAUGGAGGUGGAAGUGGAAGACUCAGAUGAUGAACAUCCGCUUGAGGAUGAGGAAUUGUGUGAAAGUGAGAAGGUUGAUGAUGAAGAGUUGGAGGGUGGAAGGACCGCAAAGCCGAAGGACACUAUGAUGCAAGCCAUCUUCAUGACCCACCUCAAGAGGACCGAGAACCUUCAUGAGGAAGAGACUAAGGACUACCUCAAAUGCAAGGUCGGGGACAACUUUGACAUGGUGGCCUUUUCCAACUACUGGAAGGACAAGGCUGGGCUGAGCUGGGUCGAGUUCUUUGCUGGCAAGGCGGAGGCAUCGAGGAUGUUUCAAUGGGCGGGUCAUCGCACAGCCAAGCUCGAUAUUGACUAUAUGCGUGACUACAAUGGACAUGUCAACCCGAUGGAUCUCACCACAGAAGUGGGUAUGGCGGCAGCCAUUGCUGUGGUUCUGCAUGGAGAUUUCACAAAUGGCUGGCUUUGCCAUUUUGGACUUAAAUGUUCAUCGUGGACUGCGGUGAACCAGGGCACAAGUGGGCGUAGCGCGUGCUGCUCCAUUGGCAUUGUUGAAUACCAAUCUGUCCGCGAAGCCAACCUACUUGCUUCACGGAUGAUCCUAUUGAUGAUGCUGGUUAUCUGCUUGAAUGGCACCAUCAUGCUAGAGCAGCCCAUCUCUUCUUUCUUUGAGUUCUAUCCCCGAUGGAGAGAUUUGGUGCAACAAAUUCAGAAGCAUGGGGGUCGGCAUGCCGUUCACAAAACCUGUUGGUGGAUGAUACACUACGGAGGCAAAAGCCCGAAAAGGCAUUAUGCCUUUGCCAACAGUGUCCAUAUUCGUGGGCUGUUUGCUGGGAAGCUCAUGGGGUGGGUCAAACAUAAAGAAGAGAAAGAACGGGACGGCAAGAAGGUGGGAUUGGUAGACAAAUACGUGGACAAGAAUGGUGUCAAAAGGUGGAAGGGAAACAAAAACCUACGUUCCAGUGAGAACUAUCCUCGGAAAUUUGGAAUUCGAUUGGUGUCUCUAUGGAAACGUAUGAUAACUGAGAAGCAAGGUAUGCCGAUUUUGCCACCGGUGCGAGAUUCGGCCAGCGAAGUGUUUGCCAGUCUCCGCUACGAUGACAUGUGGCAGGAGGAAAAAGCCUUGGCUGAACUGCGUGACACACCACAGCAGCAAGCCUCUUGGGUUGCCACACCACAACAUCGGGCUAUCCCGAAAGCGAUGGAGAAGCCGGAUGAUGAUGUCCUCGUUGCAGACCGUGUGCUAGGCAUGUGGAAGGACGGGUUGCUUGAUUCGGACACAGCUGCCCAAAUCCUUGGGCAAGCAGCCUUGGAUAUGGCCAGCCCUGCAGCUGCACCAUCGAGUGCAUCUGCACCAGAUGUCCUUGAUGCUCGAAAGCGUGCCCAUAUCGAAAUUGAAAAGGUUGCAGAGGACCAGGAACAGGAUGAUUUGGACAAGGUCUUUGAAGAUGCCAAGCGGCACAAGCUGGAUUCUAGGGAAUGCAAAUAUGGUUCCGGGGCUGAGUACUACGUGGAGGCUUGCCGUGCCAAAGACACCUUCCAGAAGCACAUCGAUGGUGUCCUCCAGAAGAUCAGCAAGCUUCGAUCCUUGGUGGCGGACUUGCAAAAGAACUAUGUCGCAGAGGGAGCGCCCCAUUUGUCCAUCAAAGCUAUCAAUGUGGACUUGGAGGCCCUUGACAAGGACUAUACCAUACUGAGUGAUCACAUGGCCAAGGGUGAGAGGGACAACUUCAAUGAAGCGUGGAACAAGGAGACUGAAGCUGUGAUGAAGGCUUCGACUUUCACGUGUUCCAAGAUCCUGCAGAAUGAGGCCAAGAUUCGGCUCGGCGCUCAAGUACAGCUGGAGCAACUUCGAAGCGCUUUGCUGCCAACGUUGGCCAAGGAGCCGCAAACUCAGACAUACUCGUACCAUUGCACCGCCAGCUGCAAGAGCCAGAUCCUGACAGCGAAGGCUGUUGUUGAGGAUGUUGGAGACGUUCCGGCAGCCAAGUGCGGGAUGGAUCAUUGGUCCAACUGCUCACUGAAAAAUUCAGAGCGAGAUGCUCAGAAGGUGAUGACAAUUCAAAAGUCAAAGUUGGAUGUUCCUGUGAGCCAUCUUGUUUUCAAUGGUACAUCGAUCCCAUGGAUUGAUCCCCGGGAUUGGGCCCGAUGGAUUCUGAGAAUGGGUCUUUGGCCUACCCUUUCAGGGGCACCACGCAAUGACUAUGUUUCAUCUGAGGGGAUUUGGAGACAAUUUUGGAAGCAGUACAGGGAGCUAUGCCCAGACUUCUCUUUAUUCAGGAUGGAGGGUAUAGAUCUUGCGAAGACUGCUGGCAUUUGUCUUCAUGGCGAUGAAGGGACAAGCCUCAAGCGUCAGGGAAUAAUGGUGUGCAAUUGGCAAAGCAUUCUUGGUCGAGGUUUUGACGACAAACGGGUGCCCAGGGUGGAUGACCGAGGCGUGUGGCAAAUGAGGGUAAACUUCACAGGGCAUACGCACACGCACCGGCUGCUACUUGUGUGCAUGCCCAAGAAGUUGUAUGAGGCCGACUCCUCCGUUUUCCAUUUUGUGAUGGAACAGAUUUCAUUGGCAUUCAAAGACUUGCUUACCUCUGGGAUUCAAGAUCCAGUGACAAAAGAAGUUCUCAGAUUCGCUGUGAUUUGUGCCAAAGGGGAUGCUCCAUUCCUGAGCAAGCUGGGGACCUUGUUCCGGUCAUUCAAUUCAUUUGCGAAACGCGGUGAUGCGCGCCGCCCCCCAAAGGGAGUAUGCCAUCGAUGCUUAGCUGGCACGACUGGCUUUCCAGCUGAGGAGCUUUCAACGAGGCACCCACGCUGGCUAGACACCAGGGGCGUCAAAAUGCCUUGGGUUCAAACCCCAGCAGUGAUCCUACACUUGCCGCAUGAUGAACAUGACCCAAGUUCCUUCUUCGCCUCAGACUGUUUUCACAUUUUUCAUCUUGGUGUUGGCAAAUCCUGGAUUUCUUCGGUGGUGAUGUUACUUCUUGAAGUCUUGCCUGGAUCGAAUAUCGAUGCACAGUAUGAUUACUUGUCAAGCAGCUACCUUCACUGGUGCAAAAGAAACAAGCAGCAAUCGCAUGUGCAUGCGUUGACGCAACACCUGAUGAGUCACAAUGACUACACAGGUCUGACAGGAAACUGGCACAAGGGGGCUCUCACGACCAGCCUGAUGCGUUUUUUGACAGACUUCAUCCCGCAGCUUCAGGUGGACCAAAGACAGUUGUUGCCCGAGUGCCUGCAAGCAAGCAAGGCUGUUAACCAGAUGUAUUCUGUUAUGUUCCGCGCUGCUGCAUUUUUGACAAAGGAAGAGUGUACAAAGGUGGCUGACGCUGGUUUUCUUUUCCUGGCUACGUAUGCCAAGAUGGCAUUGAUCCAGUACCAUGUGGGCAAACCUCAUGCGUUUCCACUCUACCCGAAACUCCACGCACUGGCAGAAAUCCUUUGCACAGUCCACUAUGACUCUUUGAGAGUGGGUUAUGCUCUAAAUCCCAUUUGUCACUCAUGUCAAAUGGAUGAGGAUUCGACUGGAAGGACAGCACGAUUGUCUCGGCAUGUGAACUCACGCAGAGUGAUGGCACGAACCAUCGAUCGGUGGUUGGUGGGUGCAUGCGCAGCCUUCAGAGAUGCCGGACUUAUCAUUUAG